Molecule: messenger RNA, 5998 nt
Organism: Talpa occidentalis (Iberian mole)
Lineage: Eukaryota; Metazoa; Chordata; Mammalia; Eulipotyphla; Talpidae
Gene: RBM33
Product: RNA binding motif protein 33
Exons: 18
Coding region: 13-3579 (1188 amino acids)
Molecular function (GO): RNA binding
Source: RefSeq, a predicted model, not a curated record
CCCGCGCGCACCAUGGCGGCCGCCCUGGGAACGGGCGCAGGAGCCGGCGCCGGAGAUGACGACUUUGACCAGUUUGACAAGCCCGGAGCGGAGCGGUCGUGGCGAAGGAGAGCUGCCGACGAGGACUGGGACAGUGAACUUGAAGAUGACUUACUUGGAGAAGAUUUGCUGUCUGGCAAAAAGAACCAGUCGGAUUUGUCUGAUGAGGAGCUAAAUGAUGACCUUCUGCAGAGUGAUAACGAAGACGAGGAGAAUUUCAGCGCUCAGGGCGUCACCAUUAGUCUGAACCCAACCUCUGGCAUGGUCACGUCGUUUGAGCUGUCUGACACCACCAACGACCAGUCCGGAGAGCAGGAGUCUGAGUAUGAGCAAGGUGAAGAUGAGCUCGCUUACCCCAAGUCUGAUGGGUCUGAACUGUAUGCCCAAGAGUACCCCGAGGAAGGGCAGUAUGAGGGCCAUGACGCCGAGCUGCCCGAAGACCACAUCGCGUACGUGGGCGAGCCGGAGGAGGAGCAGCUGUACAGUGACGAAGUGCUGGACAUCGAGAUCAACGAGCCUUUAGAUGAAUUCACAGGCGGUAUGGAGACUUUGGAACUCCAGAAGGACAUAAAAGAAGAAUCCGAUGAAGAAGACGACGAUGAUGAGGAAUCUGGACGAUUGCGUUUCAAAACUGAAAGGAAAGAAGGAACAAUUAUUAGGCUCUCAGAUGUAACUAGAGAGAGAAGGAACAUUCCAGAAACUUUGGAGCUUUCAGCAGAAGCCAAAGCUGCGUUGCUGGAGUUUGAAGAACGAGAGCGACAGCACAAGCAGGGCCGCUACGGCGCGCGGCGGGGCGGAAGGCGAGGCGGCACCCUGCUGGGCCGCGGCGCGGGCGACCAGCGGCGGGACCACGGCGAGAGGGGCAGGGUCCAGGGCCACAGGCCUGCCCUGCUACCCACACAGCCUCCUGUGGUGGCGCACUCGCCAAGACUGAUCCCGCCCCCACAGCCGCAGCCGCCCCCUCCACCCCCACCCCCGCCGCAGCAGCCGCAACCGCAGCAGCCGCAGCCGCAGCCGCAGCAGCCGAUUCGCAGCCUGUUCCAGCAGCAGCCCCUGCAGCCUCUGCUGCCCUUGCAGCACCCGCACCACCCCUCCCCUCCGCAGGGGAUGCACAUGCCGCCCCAGAUCGAGACCCCCCGGGUGAUGAUGACCCCUCCUCCUGGGACUCCGCAGCAGCCCAAGAACAUCCACAUCAACCCGCACUUCAAAGGGGCGGUGGUCACCCCGGUUCAAGUGCCCUUGCUGCCAGUCCCGAGCCAGCCGAGACCUGCUGUGGGACCCCAGAGAUUCCCCGGCCCUCCAGAAUUCCCACAGCACACACCUGGACCCGUCCCCAACAAUUUUAGCCAGCCCCCGAGACUUCCUCUGCAGGACCAGUGGAGAGCCCCGCCUCCGCCCCAGGAGCGAGACCCUUUCUUCCUAGGCGUUUCAGGUGAACCCCGGUUCCCGAGUCAUCUCUUCCUGGAACAGCGAAGCCCCCCACCGCCGCCACCUCCUCCCACGCUGCUCAGCAGCACUCAUCCUGUGCCCACUCCGAGCCCACUGCCAUUCACCCAGCCCGGGCCCGCCUUUAACCAGCAAGGGCAGCAGCCGGUGUUCCCCAGAGAGAGGCCCGUGAGACCAGCCCUCCAGCCGCCAGGCCCCGUGGGGAUUCUCCACUUCAGCCAGCCCGGGUCGGCAGCCACGCGGCCUUUCAUCCCGCCGAGACAGCCCUUCCUGCCCCCCGGCCAGCCGUUCCUGCCCACGCACGCGCAGCCCGCUCUGCAGGGACCCCUGCACCCCCCUUUGCCACCCCCUCAUCAGCCCCAGCCGCAGCCCCAGCAGCAGCCCCCGCUCCAGCCCCAGCACCAGCCCCCGCUCCAGCCGCCGCCCCAGCACCAGCCGCCGCCCCAGCCGCAGCACCAGCCGCCGCACCAGCCGCAGCAGCACCAGCACCACCACCACCUGUCCGUCCCGCCCCCGCCGCUCAUGCCCAUGUCGCAGCCGCCCUUCAGGCCGCACCUGCAGCCGGCCCAGCCGCAGCCCAGCAGUGGCCGCAUGCAGUGCCCGCAGCGCCAGGGGCUGAGACACAAUUCCACCUCUCAGAACGUCACCAAGCGACCGAUGCAGCAGAUGCAACCGACUGCCCCAAGGAACAGCAACCUGCGCGAGUUGCCCAUCGCACCGGCCCACGUCCUGGACGGGAGCAGCGGUCGGAGCGCCUCCACGCCCGCAGCCCAGGUGAAGCCCAUGGUCAGCACGUCCCCACCCGCGAGGCCUGUCCUGGGCUCCAGGAACACGCAGGGCAAGGCCGAGGUGAAAGUCAAGCCGGUGAGCCCUGCAGCUCAGCCUAAAGAAGAUGCAAAAACUGAGCCGGAGUUUCCUGAUGAAGAUGAAGAGACCAGGUUAUAUCGCUUAAAGAUAGAAGAACAGAAGCGCCUCCGAGAAGAAAUCUUGAAGCAGAAGGAGCUGCGGCGACAGCAGCAGGCUGGGGCCCGGAAGAAGGAGCUCCUGGAGAGACUGGCCCAGCAGCAGCAGCUCUGUCCCCCAGCCACCCCCACAGAGCAGCAAGAGCCCCCGUCUUCACCGCCACCCGCCAGUGGGAACCCGUUGCUACCCUUCCCCGGCGCCCAGAUCAGGCAGAAUGUGAAAAACAGACUUCUCGUGAAAAACCCGGACGGCGCCGCUUCCAAUGUGCAGCCCAAAACAUCCAGUUUCGUGCCACCGGGCGCGCACAUGCAGUAUCAAGGGCAACAGGCGAGACCCCUAAAACACUUGAGACAGACCAGAACCGGGCCUCAGAGUCCAGCUCAGCACAAAGUCCUCCCGGGGAAACCCGCGGAUGGAGAGGGACCCCCAGGACCACCGGCCCCCUCGCAGACCGCUCGGGUGGCAUCCCUCCAGGCCCGGCCCCUGGAUGCCAAGCCCGGCGCCAAGAGGACCGUCAUGCACCGGGCCAACAGCGGUGGUGGAGAUGGACCGCACGUCGGCUCCAAAGUCAGGGUGAUUAAGUUGUCAGGCGGGCAGGGAGGAGAGAGCGACGGCUUUUUUCACCCGGAGACCCAGCCCCAGCGGCUGCCGCCACCCCCCGAAGUGAGACAGCAGCCGACCCGCAAGGUGACGCUGACCAAGGGGGCCCUGCAGCAGCCCCAGCCCCCUCCGGGGGGCCCCCACAUGCACACUGGCGGCCCUCCAGGCAUCAGGAGCGUCCAGGGAAUCCACCAGGCCAAGAAGGCCCUCAUGCACGGGAGAGGCCGGGGCGCAGCCGGCGCCAUGGGCCGUGGGCGCCUGGCGCCCAACAAGCAGAACCUGCGGGUGGUAGAGUGCAAGCCUCAGUCCUGUGUGGUGUCCGUCGAGGGGCUCUCGCUGUCCACAACGGAUGUCCAGCUGAAGACCCUGCUGAUGUCCGUGGGGCCCAUCCAGAGUUUACAGAUGCUUCCCCAGCAGCGGAAAGCCAUAGCAAAGUUCAAGGAGCCAGCUCACGCGUUAGCAUUUCAGCAGAAAUUCCACAGGCACAUGAUAGACCUGUCCCACAUAAACGUGGCGCUGAUUGUCGAGUGACUUCUCACAGGAGCGCUGACUUCACACCGCACCCUCACCGUGGAACUUCUUCACGGAGCGGCCAGCGCAGUCCCCGAGAGCCCCGGCCUCCCCCUUGGCGGUCUGGCGUGACUGUUGCCCGUGGCGCCGGCCAGCCCGCGUGGAUCCCGGGAGAGCUGGACUCGCGGACGUGGAGACUGGAGCUUGCUGUUUGGUUGCUCCAGGGUCCGUCGUUGCCACAAAGAACUACAGUUUUCGUUUCCUUUUGUUUUCAAAGUGCGUACGGUGCAUGUGGACGUGGUUCUCGUUACCUUGCUGUACGGUCGGUCACAGUGACUUAGAGUCAGGAAGAACAUUAACGCCACAAAUUCCAGGUCUUUUUCACAGCAAAGAAUAUUUGAUAAUGGUUGCACUUAUCUUCAGUGCAGGCUAGGCCAGCGUGCUCUCUGCCACGCCCACUUGUGCUGUCGCCUCGGAAAGCUCUGAGAGGCUCCUGUACAAACCUAGAUUCAGCCCCGGGCGGCGGGCAGACAGGUGCGUGCCCGGCGCGAGCAGGGUGAGGGUGGUGGGCCUGGUGCCAGUGUGGCCGAUUCUGCUUCUUGCAAAGAUUCCAAAAGCACCGACGGUAUCUCGUUCCCUCCCCCUUACCCUCUGCCCUGGCAGCAGACAUGCUGGCGGGUACCCAUACUGCCCGGGGCCUGGAUGGGCUGUGGCCACCCCCAGGCCGGGAGACCCGCCCCGCUUUAACAGAGCCCCCGGGUUCCUCGUCCAUGUAGCCGCGGUGGCGACUUACCAGCUCUGGGUGUAGGCGCUCUGGAGCUGGUGACCCCGGCUUUGAUGGCUUUUUCUAAAGGCCUUUGGACAGGGGCUGUGCUGCCCGUCGGCGGACCUCGGGAAGGUGAUGGUGGUUCUGGCAUGCGCUCUGGCUCGGGGCGAGGCACGGCUGUCUUAGAGGGACAGUGAGGCCCACCGGGAAGGGUGUCCGUGUCGCCUGUGCACUGCUCUCUAAUUCCAGGUAGGCUCCUGAGGUGAGACACUUGGUCCCCGUGAGACAGCUUUCACUAGCACUCCCUCCAGGCCAGCUUUGGGAAAGUGCCUUAUUAGUAGUGCUCGUGGGGGGCACCGUUUUGGAUUUACUCUAACGGGGACCUGCGCUGUGUAAGCAUGUGGUGCAGGCUACUCCGGCUGGGUAGUAGCUACGUUUUAUACCUAAAUGCUCACGUCAGAUUCAUAGGAUUAAGGGAAGUCGGGGCCUAGCGGCUCCGCCCUGGUGAGCCAGCGGAAAUGGGCGGGGCCGGGACCCUCCCCACCAGGCGUGCUCUGUGGCCUGUAGCCGCCGUGGGUGCUCAGCCAGGGCGUGAGCGCUGUCUCCUGGUUCUUACAGAGACCGGAGCUUGCCUUUCACAGGCAGGCCCCCUCCGUGACCUGGACGGCCCUGUGGGUCACACAGCGCACCUGGGCGGAGACGGUGGCACUGGGUGGCACACUGCCCGGAUUCUGGUUCCAGGAACCCAAAGGUGCCGCCCACCUCUCCUGCAGGCAGAGCGGACGCAUCCCUGUCUCCAGGGGCCGUGUCAUGGCUCGGUCCCCAGAAGCGACGCGGUGGCGGCCGCGAGCUCGGGUGAGUGCCAUGCCGCCCUCUGCGCACGCCCACCGGGCUCGUGACCCCUGAGGGGCCUGACGCACAAAAUGAGUAACAGGUUUUUACAAACUCACUCCAAAAGAGGCUUUGUGUGGCGGCUUUGAAACCAAAAAUCUGCAUGUUGUCUCUGAGAAGCGGGCGUUUCAGCAUCUCCUCUUCUAGCUAGUGGUGGUGAGCGAGGCCCACCCGGGCGCCCCGCUCACGCCCCAGGCCCCGUGGCCACCUCCGGGUCUGAGAUAACCGGGGUGUCAGGAACGUGGAAGCCGUGACGCCCACGCACACGCCAGCAGGCUCUCCGGAGCGCCCCGCGGGCCCCCACGCUCACCUGACGUGGGUGCUGCCGGGACCCAUCAGUCCCGGCCACAGGGCGGGUUUCCUGGAAGGAAACUGCGGGCGACAGGGGCAGGACCAGCUGCGCCAUCCCGUCCCCUGCGCUUCUCGAGGCGAGGGCAGACCCGAGCCGAACCCUCCGGGAAGAUCUGUUGCAACCAUUAUCUUUGUUCUUUCCUCACCAUGCAGUUCAGGCGAGACGCAGGCGCAUUUAGCACACGCUGUAAAUAGGGACCUUUUACAAUUAAAACGUUACUGGAAUUGCUGUCCGCUCCGGCGCCGCCGCGCCUUGUUGUUCUUUCCUGCUGCCCCUCACGGAGACUGGCCGGGCCGUUGUAUUGUGUGUGUUCGACUUUGAUAAAGAUGGCGGAAGCCAACACGCUCGCCCUGACCUGUGUAUUCUUUGUCCCCAAGCUGAGGAGCCUGAGCUCGGGGACCGUGGGGGCCCGGCCCGCGCUCUGUACUGUA